AUGUAUAAGUAUUUGAUUCUAUGUCUGGUUAUUGUGCUCGGGGAAGACGUGAAGGGGUUCAGCAUCCAGCAAAGGCAGCAAGGAGACGCUUUCGCACUUCAGUGUAUGGCGGAAACAGGUGCAAAUCCGGUCAAGGUGGGGCUUCUGAAAAUUGGCGACUUUUCUGCCGAUGAUCGUAAGUCUCGUUGUUUCAUGAAAUGUUUCUUCGAAAAGGAAGGUUUUCUGAACAAAACCGGUGACCUACAGGUGGAAAAUAUAGUGCAAGCUCUUUCCAACGACUUUGAACGAUCGAAAGUGGAAGCAGUUAUUGCUGAAUGUUUGAUCCACGAAAAGGAUAAUUGCGAUACGGCAUUCCGUGUCUAUGAGUGCUUCUAUAAACAUCGAGAAAGUCUGUGA
Messenger RNA from Uranotaenia lowii, 396 nucleotides. RefSeq names its product general odorant-binding protein 56d-like. The record is from RefSeq and is a predicted model, not a curated record. Gene Ontology annotation, molecular function: odorant binding. The transcript is spliced from 2 exons. Gene Ontology annotation, biological process: sensory perception of smell. The coding region runs from base 1 to 396 and encodes 131 amino acids. Lineage: Eukaryota; Metazoa; Arthropoda; Insecta; Diptera; Culicidae.